GGAAAAAAACUUUUCAUUUCACGUUUAAACAGAAGGGGAAUCGACCACCUGAAAUACUUAGCACCAUGAAGGAGAAGGAGUUGGAGUAUGGAGGUAUAUUUUUAUCAUGGAUAGGUCCAUUUCCAAUAGCUGUUAUAAGCGAGCCACAAAUAGCACAAGAUAUCUUUACUUCGCCAAAUUGUGUAAAUAAAAGCUUUGUCUAUAAAGGAGUGCAAGAUGCAACUGGGCCAGGGUUAUUUACAAUGGAUGAUCCUGAAUGGAGUUAUCAUAGGAAGCUUUUGAAUCCGGCGUUUGCGCACAAGGUAUUGCUGAACUUCAUACCGAUUUUCAAUAAAGAGGUCGAUAACUUAACGAAAAUUCUCAACAAACUGACUAAUGUUGACGGAGUGGAUUUAGUACCCAUACUUCAAGACUUUACGUUAACUAUCGCUACCCAAACUACAAUGGGGCAAGAUCUCAGCAAAGAAAAUAAUAUAGCAGGCAUGUGUGGCUCUUUAUUGCAAUCUUUCCAGUUUGUUCAAGAGACUAUUACCGAAAUGGGCACCCUAUCCUGGUUGAGCAUGAAGGCGCUGGUUUGGAUUUUAGGCGAUUAUGAACGAUACAAGAAAGCCAAAGCUGAUAUUCGUAAAUUCAUUGGCAAUCUUAUUACAGAGCGGACGAAAACUACGCCGGACAGUUCAAAACUGGCUGAACAUAUUUUUAUCAAUCGCGCAAUAGAAUUAUUUCAGCAAGGCAGUUUUACGCGCGAAAAUGUCGAGGAUGAAUCCAUAGUGAUUGUGUUCGGAGCUUUCGAGACGACGGCAACCACUUUAAAGCACGUCAUCCUUUUGUUAGCAAUGCAUCCUCAAUAUCAAGAGCGAGCGUUUGAAGAAGUUACUUCGUUGUUCCCGGGAAAAGAGCCAUGCGAAAUGAGUUAUUCGAGCAUCCAACAAAUGUCAUACGUGAGUAUGGUGGUUGAUGAGACGAUGCGUUUAAUGGCUACCGUUCCACUAGUGGGACGCCAAGUGCGAGCAGAAACAAAACUAAGCAACGGAGUCGUCCUGCCAGAGGGGCUUCAAAUUCUGGUCGAUAUUUUCAAUAUGCAACGCAGGGAAGAUAUUUGGGGACCAGAAGCGCAUAUUUUCAACCCAGAAAAUUUUCUCCCAUCAAAUAUAGAGGGGAAACAUCCGUACUCCUAUAUACCAUUUACGAAAGGCUUACGAAAUUGUAUAGGUUCCAAAUAUGCGCUGUUGUCGCUAAAAAUUGCCGUGGCUAAACUUGUAAGGAAUUUUCGAUUUACCACCGAUUUUAAGUAUAAGGACUUACAAUUUGUUGAGAACAUAACGCUAAAACUAAAAGAAAUGCCUUUGAUCAAAAUACACAAGCGAUAAUCGAAG
Molecule: messenger RNA, 1376 nt
Organism: Anastrepha obliqua
Lineage: Eukaryota; Metazoa; Arthropoda; Insecta; Diptera; Tephritidae
Product: probable cytochrome P450 313a4
Exons: 8
Coding region: 66-1370 (434 amino acids)
Molecular function (GO): monooxygenase activity; iron ion binding; oxidoreductase activity, acting on paired donors, with incorporation or reduction of molecular oxygen
Source: RefSeq, a predicted model, not a curated record